This is a messenger RNA of Cucurbita pepo subsp. pepo (vegetable marrow), 538 nucleotides long. NCBI's taxonomy places the organism in Eukaryota, Viridiplantae, Streptophyta, Magnoliopsida, Cucurbitales, Cucurbitaceae. The record is from RefSeq and is a predicted model, not a curated record.
CAACUUACACACCAAAAUGGCCGCUCAAAACACUUCCAAUCUCGCUCGCAUCUCUCCGCCUCCGCCCCCGUCCCCAUCCCCGAACGGUCACACCGCAGUUAUCGUAAUCGUUUUCAUUUCCUUAGGCUCGUGUCUUUUGUUCUUCACAUUCGUCGCAGCUGCAUUCUUUUGUUGUUUCAUCAAAAAGAGAAACAAGAAACCAUGUCCACGCGACCAAGUUGCAGAGGUCAUCCAUGUCGAUGGACACAGGAAGGUCCAUGAAGAUGUCGCACAAGACGCCCACGGGCGGCAGGCUGUGAUGGUGACGAUUGAGGACGAUGUCCAUAUCGACGAAAUAGCGAAGAAGAAAGAACAUAGGCAUGGGUUUGGGUUGCAUGGGAAGCAUGAAGGAAGCAAUUCUAGCACAAUCCAAGUGCCACCAUCUUCUUCAACUUUGGAUUCUAAUGUUACCCAUCACCAAUCUUGAAAACAUCAUUCCUAAAAAUAAUAAUGUUGUAUUUAUAAUUACAACUUUAAAUUCUAUAAUUAUUUUUUACUG